Acyrthosiphon pisum (pea aphid) is the source of this 450-nucleotide messenger RNA. RefSeq lists its product as uncharacterized. The transcript is spliced from 3 exons. Gene Ontology annotation, molecular function: DNA binding. NCBI's taxonomy places the organism in Eukaryota, Metazoa, Arthropoda, Insecta, Hemiptera, Aphididae. Bases 1 to 450 code for a protein of 149 amino acids. The record is from RefSeq and is a predicted model, not a curated record.
AUGCCAAAAAAAAGGGAAAAUUUUUCUCAGUCAAAUUUGACUGCUGCUGUUGAAGCAGUAGUCAAUGAAGGCUUGUCAAAAAAGUUCGCAGCAAAAAAGUUUUCUGUAUCAAGAUCUACAUUACAAUACAGACUAAAAAAUCCUGAUCAAAAAGUAUCAUGUGGACCAGCUCCUGUAUUAUCUGAGGAAGAAGAAAAAACAUUAGAAAAAUGGAUACUGGAAAGUAGUCGGAAAGGAUUUCCUCAAAGAAAAGAUGAUCUUUUAAUUAGUGUGAAACAAUAUCUUGACAAAAACGAGCGAACUACUAUUUUUAAAAAUAACUAUCCUGGUAUUGGAUGGUACAAAUCUUUCAUGAAGCGUCAUCCAAAUAUAUCUGUCAGGACAAGGGUUGAUACUUCUGAUAAUCUGAUCUAUAUAGCACCUAGAGGCUUAGAUGCUAGAGAUAUUUAA